UGGUAUAAAACUGGGUACAUUAUCCCACAAGAUUUAGCUAAAAUGAAAGAUGGGUUAAUUGCUCAUCAUAAUGAAUAUUAGGUAAAAAACAAGAAGAAGAAUUUAACCGAUACAAGUUUAUUUUUAUUUUAUUAAACAAAAUAAUGGAACAAAAAGUAAAAAUUAAAAAACAUAAUAAGGAAGAGAAUUUAGAACAAUUCACUAAAGAGGAACUUAUAUCUAAAAUAAAAUCUCUUACCGCACACAAUAUCCAAUUGAAAAAUUUACUAGCUAAACAAACGUCACCGGAAAAAAUUGCAAAGCAAUCAAAAGCUUUUGAUUUUUCGAAGUAUCAAUUUCAACAUGUUUUCCUACAUUUAUUAUAUUUAGGUUGGGAUUACAAAGGAUUUGUAGUUCAAGAAGAUACAACAGAUACAGUUGAACACCACUUAUUCGAGGCACUUAUGAAAACUAAGCUAAUACAGGAUAGGACUAGUUCAAAUUACCACAGAUGCGGGCGUACAGACAAAGGUGUUAGUUCGUUUGGACAAGUCAUAUCAAUAGAUUUACGAACCAAUAUGUUGAAAAACGAUCAAAAAGAACUCUUGGAGGAUUCAAAUAAAUCGAAGAAUCAAUUGAAUUAUUGUAAAAUCUUGAAUAAAGUGUUGCCUAGUAACAUACAGUGUGUUGGAUGGAGUCUUGUGGGGGAAAGUUCAAGUGCGAGAUUCGACUGUUUAUCCAGGACGUAUAAAUAUUAUUUUCCCAAAGGAAAACUUAACAUUCAGAAAAUGCGUUUUGCAUCUGAAAAAUUGUUGGGUACACACGAUUUUAGAAAUCUAUGUAAAAUGGACGUUGGAAAUGGAGUUGUAGAUUUCAAAAGAAAUAUCACGGAAAUGAAAAUUGAACCCAUUGAUAAACAACAAAAUUUAUAUGCCAUGUAUGUGAUAACGAUCAAAGCUAAAGCGUUUUUAUGGCAUCAAAUUAGAUGCAUCAUGGGUAUUUUAUUUUUGAUGGGACAAGAAAAUGAAGAACCUGAAGUUAUUGACGAAUUAUUCAACAUAGAAAAGUAUCCUAGAAAACCGGAAUACAGUAUGGGAAGUGAGAUACCGUUGAAUUUACAUUAUUGUGAAUACGAAAAUUUAAAUUGGAAUUAUGAUACGCAAAUUUUAGAUGAAAUAACAGAAAAGUUGAAUCAUUUCUGGACUUUUUAUGCUGUUAAAAAAGAAAUGGUUCGAGAUAUGAUAAAAGCUAUUGAAAAUAUAAAGAUUUCGAAAAAACUACCAGUUGUUGAAACUAAAUGUUUAAGUGAACAUCUAGUACAACAUUUAAAAACCAAAAAUUAUGUACCAUUAUUAAAACGACAAACUUGCGAUAGUCUUGAAGAUAAAAUCGAACAUUAUAUGAAAAGAAAAAGAAUUGAACUUAUUGAUGAAAAUAAAUAAACGAAUAAUCCAGAUUUUGC
Diorhabda carinulata is the source of this 1441-nucleotide messenger RNA. RefSeq names its product tRNA pseudouridine(38/39) synthase. The coding region runs from base 144 to 1421 and encodes 425 amino acids. The record is from RefSeq and is a predicted model, not a curated record. The transcript has 7 exons. NCBI's taxonomy places the organism in Eukaryota, Metazoa, Arthropoda, Insecta, Coleoptera, Chrysomelidae. Gene Ontology annotation, biological process: tRNA pseudouridine synthesis; mRNA pseudouridine synthesis. Gene Ontology annotation, cellular component: cytoplasm; nucleus. Gene Ontology annotation, molecular function: RNA binding; pseudouridine synthase activity.